Physcomitrium patens is the source of this 2569-nucleotide messenger RNA. Its product is annotated as pyruvate kinase isozyme A, chloroplastic. NCBI's taxonomy places the organism in Eukaryota, Viridiplantae, Streptophyta, Bryopsida, Funariales, Funariaceae. Gene Ontology annotation, biological process: glycolytic process. The record is from RefSeq and is a predicted model, not a curated record. Gene Ontology annotation, molecular function: pyruvate kinase activity; magnesium ion binding; potassium ion binding.
GGCCAAAGCCCCCGCAUCGUCGACCUUUCGCACGCGCGCGGGAACCUAGCAGCAGCCUCCACUGCCGUGGUUUCGUUGCGCUGCGUUGCGCUCGGCCGCGUUCAGACCCAUCGCUGGUUCUGGGUUUUGCGACGUUGUUGUUGUUGUUGUUGGAGGAGUAGUCGAGGGAGUGAAGCGGACCAGCGCAGGGAUCAGGUGUGUGUUUGUGGCAAUGGCGAUGGCGCAAGGAGCGCUGCAGUCGUGUUCAGUCGCGUUCGGUGUGAGUGGUGGAAACUUCGCUGGAUUGGCUUCAUCCGGGGCCAGGAUCUCGUCUGUUUCGUUCCGUGGUGGCGCGCCGGUGCUAUCGUCGCCUCUGACGACCGUGAGGAGGGAGAACCUGAGGAGGAGGGAGGGGGGGAGAGGGGGCUCCGUGAAGGUGCAGAGGGAGGUCGCGGUGUCGAGCGUGACAAUCGAGGCGGCGUUGGGCGUGGAGAAGAAGGGCGUCGCGGAUUCGAAGGUGAAUGGAGUGCCGUCGGCGAAGCAUGGCGCGGUGGGGGAAGCGCAGGUCCCGUCCAUGGAGGUGGAUGCUGUGACGGAAGCUGAAUUGAAGGAGAACGGGUUCCGGAGCACGAGGAGGACGAAGCUGGUGUGCACCAUUGGCCCUGCCACAUGCGCGCCGGAGCAGCUGGAGGCGUUGGCGAUGGGGGGUAUGAAUGUGGCCCGCCUGAACAUGUGCCAUGGCACCCGGGAUUGGCACAAGCAAGUAAUUCGCAAUGUGCGCAGUUUGAAUUCCGAGAAAGGCUACUCUGUGGCUAUCAUGAUGGAUACCGAAGGUAGCGAAAUCCACAUGGGGGACUUCAAUGGCGCCCCGUCCGUCAAGGCCGAGGAUGGUCAAGAAUGGAUCUUCACUGUCCGCACACUGGAGAGCCUUCCAGAGCGCACUACUACUGUCAACUACGACGGGUUUGCUGAAGAUGUCAGGGUUGGGGAUGAAUUGCUCGUAGACGGAGGGAUGGUGCGAUUUGAAGUGAUCGAGAAGAUCGGUCCUGAUGUCAAGUGCAAGUGCACUGAUCCUGGACUCCUGCUUCCUCGUGCAAAUCUGACUAUGUGGAGGGAAGGGCGGCUGGUGCGUGAUCUCAAUGCAAUGCUUCCCACUAUUUCAUCUAAGGACUGGAUUGACAUCGACUUCGGAAUUGCAGAAGGGGUUGAUUUUAUUGCCGUCUCCUUUGUUAAGACAUCUGAAGUCAUCAAGCAUUUGAAGAGCUACAUUAAUGCAAGAGCACCUAACGAUUCAAUUGGAGUGUUCGCCAAAAUUGAAAGCAGUGACUCUUUGAAGAACGUAGAGGACAUUAUUCGUGUCUCUGAUGGGGCUAUGGUGGCUCGAGGUGAUUUAGGUGCCCAAAUUCCAUUAGAACAAGUGCCGUCUGUUCAGCAGGGAAUUGUGAAUCUAUGCCGGGAGCUUAACAAGCCAGUUAUUGUAGCGUCACAGCUCUUGGAGUCCAUGAUCGAAUACCCCACACCUACGCGAGCGGAAGUGGCAGAUGUAUCAGAGGCUGUGAGACAGCGAGCUGACGCUUUGAUGCUGUCUGGAGAGUCUGCCAUGGGCCUGUUUCCAGAGAAGGCGCUCAGCGUGCUGCGGACUGUAAGUCUUCGUAUGGAGGAGUGGUGUCGUGAGAACAAACAGCACGCAUCCGAUCGACUUCCAGAGCUCUCAUCAGCUCUCAAUGAUCGUAUCUCAGAGAGCAUCUGCAGCUCUGCUGCUCAGAUGGCCAACAGACUGGGAGCCGACGCCAUCUUCGUGUACACCCGACGCGGUUACAUGGCGUCUCUUUUGUCAAGGGCCAGGCCUGAUUGUCCCAUCUUCGCUUUCACCGACACGAAGUCCAUGCGGCAACGGCUGAACCUGCAAUGGGGAUUGAUUCCCUUCCGGCUGGACUUCUCCGGGGAUAUGGAGAGCAACCUUCGGAGGACGUUUGCGCUUCUGAAAGCGCGUGGCAUGAUGAAGAAGGGCGACCUCAUAGUCGCCGUCUCUGACAUCUCCACUUCCGAUUUCAUGCAAUCCAUUCAGGUCCGUAGAAUCCCUUGAGAGCUCACUCCAGACUUUAUCAACAAACUUUCAGAAGACUCAUCAGGAAUAUUACGUCUAAAUUUUCUGGAUGUGGGUGGAUGGACCAGAGAGGUCCUUCCAACUCUAGUAUUGGGUUGUGCUGGUUUUGCAAUUGGGUCCUUCAUAGAAAGGGUUUUUGCAUUGAUAGGCAUGGAAAGGGAGAACAGGUAAUUAGUCAGCUGUGAUAUUCUGCAGGUGAAGUUCUUGAUUGGAUUUAGUGAUGCUUCCCUUGAGAUAGAGCUGGAAUUAAUUGUUAAGAUGCGGUAGUAACAUUAAUAGGCGGGUUUCCUGGCUGGUUGCCAUAAGUGCGUGAGACCAGCUUCGUGGUAAGCGGCAAACAUCGAUUGAUUGUUGCAUAGACAACACCUGCUUCAAGCUGAUCGCUCAAGGCAGGAAUAUCACUGGAUUAGGAUUUCUGUUAUGUUGUCCUUAUCGAUUUUAAUGUGAAAUUCCAGCUUGUUUCGAUUUGAGCAGUUCUCAUGA